Molecule: messenger RNA, 748 nt
Organism: Carassius carassius (crucian carp)
Lineage: Eukaryota; Metazoa; Chordata; Actinopteri; Cypriniformes; Cyprinidae
Gene: hbae4
Product: hemoglobin alpha embryonic-4
Exons: 3
Coding region: 248-673 (141 amino acids)
Biological process (GO): oxygen transport; hydrogen peroxide catabolic process
Cellular component (GO): haptoglobin-hemoglobin complex; hemoglobin complex; blood microparticle
Molecular function (GO): heme binding; organic acid binding; haptoglobin binding
Source: RefSeq, a predicted model, not a curated record
CAGGGAACACUUAACAGUGCGCAGUUUCAACUCACACGUGAUUACCUCGAGCUUGCCGAUGAGUUGAAGACAACGACCGUCGGGAACAACAUUUCUGCUAACUGCUCCCUUCUAUUUUUGCAUUUUUUAAAAAAAGUCGAGAUGUGAUCGACAUUGCAUUGGCAAAACUUAGUUAAUAUUUAUUCACCUGUGUUUAGAUAGUAGGCUAUUAAUAGGCUAUAUUUUACUUGUGCCACGCCGUCUUAUAAUGCUCUCGAACACCGAAAAAGAGUUGAUUGUACAGAUAUGGGACAAAAUGAUUCCAGUGGCAGAAGAUAUUGGAUCUGAGGCUCUUCUAAGGAUGUUCACAACGUUCCCCAAAACAAAGACAUACUUCUCUCAUCUAGACAUCAGCCCCCGUUCAGAGCAUUUGCGCUGCCACGGGAAGAAAAUCGUCCAGGCUUUAGCCGAAGGUGCGAGGAACAUAAGCACACUUACUACAACUCUGGCACCGCUUAGCAGGUUCCAUGCCUAUCAACUGCGAAUACAUCCUACAAACUUCAAGCUUCUCAAUCAUUGCAUUCUUGUGACAUUAGCCUGCUUUAUGGGUGAAAACUUCACUCCAGUUGCACACGCGGCGAUAGACAAGUAUCUUUCGGCAUUCUCAGCGGUUUUAGCCGAGAAGUUCCGAUGAAGACCCAUCCGAAGGCACAUGGGACGGUCCUGAUCAUUCUGUCUUUAAUAAAUAAAUAAUACAUGUUUUACCAAA